Molecule: messenger RNA, 1173 nt
Organism: Cotesia congregata
Lineage: Eukaryota; Metazoa; Arthropoda; Insecta; Hymenoptera; Braconidae
Source: the annotation of a GenBank genome assembly
AUGAAGCAGAGUUACUCGUGGCCGGACUGUUUGGUGACUCUGAGGGUGAACCCCAUCACAAGGACGUACACGAUAGUGAACAGUGACGGGUAUUGUUCCUGCGUUGAUCAGAAGGACAGUGGACGGAUAGCAGAGUUCGCUAACAAGGAUAGUGACCAGAAUAGCAAUAGUGAUCGAGUGAUUGACGGAAGAGUUGUUAACUCCGAGACCUUAACGGUAAAUCUGUCUAGCGAUGAAGUUGCGAUUGAAAGUGCCGAUCAAUUUCCGUCGAGUGACGUUGAGCUGAAAAAUACUCGAGUUAUCUUCACAAUUGGCGAAGAAACCUCCCGGAGUGAAAUCGCCAAUUCCGGGCUUCCGAAUCAAUCCGUUGAUAAAUUAAUCGAGGACGUAAAGCUCGUGAUUGAAAGUUCUGAGAAAGAAGGGGGGGAUUCAUUAUUGAUCAAGAAAAUUAUAACACACGACAAACUCGAUUACCAAUGCCGGUCCGUAAGCUCGGAGAACGACCCCCCUGUUAUUACAGUGAUCGAUUUCGACGGGCCGAACACCUCCGACCCGAAACCGUGGAUAAAUGCUCAACAGGCGUGCAGCAAAUGCAAAUCCGAGAGCUACUUGAAGCAAGUGGAUCCCUUUCGCGCUUCCGUUGAAAACGCGGUCAAGAGAUUCGACAGGGAACAUGGUCGGUUUAAUUACAAAAAUAACAGAAUUGUCGAACGAAGGUUCAGGUCUAGGUCAGCUACUUACGAAAUUCCCCCGAAUAUUGGUAGGAUUUUUGGCCGCAGGACUAAGAGUUUUGCAGAUCCUAAGUCUGGGAACAAAAAGAAUGAUGGAUGCCUUUCCGCGGAGGCUAAUCACAAGAAGGAGGUGCUUCUGAGAGGACACUAUUAUCCGGAAGGCGGAUGGGGUUUUAUUAUUGUUACUUGUUCUGCUUUGGUUCAUUUGCUGGGAGUCGGUCUACAGCUUUCUGUUCCUGGGACUGUUUACAUUUCUGCGGAAUUGAAAUUCAAUCAUCCGCCGGUUGACUUUUCAGAAGGCUUAUACAGAGAAGUUUACCGGCAACAACUACAACUGCGGAAUACUAAUUUAGUUUUAGCUCAUAAAUACGUGCGUGCUGGUCACGUCGAAGUCGAAUUGAUGCAACAGAUGGGGGUCAAGGUAUCAAACAAAGAAAAGUAA